Messenger RNA from Drosophila takahashii, 1475 nucleotides. RefSeq names its product Cdc20/fizzy protein cortex (gene cort). Gene Ontology annotation, molecular function: protein binding; ubiquitin ligase activator activity; anaphase-promoting complex binding. Lineage: Eukaryota; Metazoa; Arthropoda; Insecta; Diptera; Drosophilidae. The record is from RefSeq and is a predicted model, not a curated record. Gene Ontology annotation, biological process: anaphase-promoting complex-dependent catabolic process; positive regulation of ubiquitin protein ligase activity; positive regulation of anaphase-promoting complex-dependent catabolic process. Gene Ontology annotation, cellular component: anaphase-promoting complex.
AUGUUCGUCGAGAUGAGUGUUUGUGACAGUCCAAAUAAAAGUUCCAAGCUGGACAAAAAGUCCUUGACUCCUUUCAAGAAGGUGCGUCGCAAAAAUUGGAAGCAGGAGGCGGUCUACAAGAGUGAUAUAAGCAAGGGCCAGGAGGUGUCUUAUGUGGGUGAAAGGUUUAUACCCAAGCGUUUUAAUCGGGACAGUAUUGAAUUCAACCUUAAGUACAUUGGCAAGCGGGAAGAGCGGGACAUUCUGGAAACGGGUGAGACUUUGACGGCUAGUUAUUGGCGUCAGAGCGGCUUUAUAGCCAACAUUAACAGGACCUUCGGGAUCCAGGAGCGCCGGCUGCUUCAGUUCUGCAGUCUACAGGGAACGCGAUCCACGGUUGGCGACAGUGACUCCGCGGACUCCGACUGGCCAUGUAAUCCCCGGGCGCGUCCACAUGCCAUCCAGAAUGCCACCCAUGAGAUGCCCGGCAUCUGCAGUCCCGUCGACUACAACAUGAUGGACUGGUCCUCCGGCGGCAUGGUGGCCAUGUCCUCCGGCCAGGACAUCAUGCUGUGGCGCAACCUGGACGAGAGCACCAUGCUCUUCAGCGUUGAGUCGCCCACUGCCCUGAAAUACUCGCCAGAUGGCAAGUACCUGGCCAUCGCCUGCAUGGAUAGGAAUUACCCAGUCCUGGACCUCUGGGAGGUAAGAUCGACCAUGGAGUUCCUGGUCUCCUAUCGCAAGCUAAUCUUUAGUUCCUGGGGCUACGUAAGUUGCAUUGAGUGGUCGCACGAUGGCAAGGAGCUCACCUGUGGCACCCAGUGCGGCAUCAUCGUCGUGCUGGCCAUGCCCAAGCUGCGGACUCUGAACCAUUUGCGCGAGCACCGCCACAAGGUGAACAAAAUCAAGUUCGAUCCCACGCGAAAGUAUUUCGCGUCUAGCGAUACGGAUGGUACCAUCUUUAUCUUUGACGCCGUGCUGAAGGUUCGCCUGCUGAAGCUGGGCGGCAAAUCCAUACUCUUCGACUGGCAUCCCUGGACCGGCGAGGAUUUAGCUGUUGCGGAGCGUAGUCCUGCCUGCGUUUUCAUCUUCAACAUACCGCGGCGGCAAUUUGUGGCCUCUUACAGGCGCAGGGACGACAGGAUAGUUAUAAAGACAAUAACUUUUAGCAAGAUCACGGGAGAGUUGCUGGUCAACGUUAUUCGACGUGAUGAAUCGGACUUUGCCAUCUGCGAAAUCUUGGUCCUGGCCUCGUUGAAUCGAGUUGUGGACCUGAUGUCCCACCAGGAUCGCGGCACCUUGUUCCUGAUGUGGAAUCCAGAUGGAACGAACAUUGCCACCGGCGGCCUGGAUGACACCUUUUCACUGUGGAACUUCUUUCCCACCCACAAACAGAAGGCCAUACUGCGAAAACAGGAGCAAAAGGCCAAGGACAAUUGCAGCUCCUUGAGCCUGUUUAAGGGAAUUCGUUGAAGAGUUUAGGGUUUAUAUUUUUU